Molecule: messenger RNA, 540 nt
Organism: Protopolystoma xenopodis
Lineage: Eukaryota; Metazoa; Platyhelminthes; Monogenea; Polystomatidea; Polystomatidae
Source: the annotation of a GenBank genome assembly
GAUGAGGAAGCCCUUGAUACAGAAGACAAGGAAGAGGAAGCGGAAGGAGCUCCAGCUGAAGACCCUGCAGUGGAGGAGAAGAUGAUGGAGGAGCAAGCUCCAGCAGAGGAAGAAAAGGAAGAAGAAGCUCCUGGAGCAGCAGAAGAGGAAGCUCUUGCCUCUCAGGAGAAAGGAGAAGGUGCUGAAGAUAAGGAAGAAGUGGAUGGUCCAACAAAUGAAGACACAGCUCCUCCCGCUGAAGAACAGCAAGUCCCUGAAGAGGAGGAGAAGACAGAGGAGCAAUCUCCUGCAGUGGAGGAGAAAGAGGAGGGAGCUGAUGGUGAAGAAGGGAUCAUGAAAGAUUCUCUGGUGGUGGAGAGGCCGACCCUCCGAAAACAGUUCAGGAAGGCCAUCAUGAAGAGGCUCCGGAGAGUUUGGGUAAUCAUUCCACCCAAAGACUCGCCGCCUGCUGCUGCUGCUGCUGCCGCCGACCCAACACCAUGGCCUAAAUCCAAAGAAAUCCUAAAUGAUCCAGGGUGUAAAACCGACUGCCGUUUCUAG